Mustela erminea (ermine) is the source of this 2291-nucleotide messenger RNA. It is a transcript of the gene PHF7, whose product is annotated as PHD finger protein 7. Gene Ontology annotation, cellular component: nucleus. The record is from RefSeq and is a predicted model, not a curated record. The coding region runs from base 805 to 1956 and encodes 383 amino acids. The transcript has 11 exons. NCBI's taxonomy places the organism in Eukaryota, Metazoa, Chordata, Mammalia, Carnivora, Mustelidae.
GGGCGGGCGCGCGGCUGUUAGCGCGCGGCCGUUAGCGGUCCUCUCCUACCAACGGUCCGCGACGCGGUGGUCCCCGCGGCCGCAGUCUCCCUGGGUCGCAGUCCGCGUGACCCGGCCCCGGUUUGCGCGCUCGCCCCUUUCGCCGGCGCAGUCACCGCGCGGGGCGGCCGCCCGUGAGGUAGCUACCACGGCUUGUGACAACGAAUAAAGCUCCGGACUGCGGCGCCCUCGGCGACAGCUGGGCGGGCUGCCCCGGCCGGGAGCGGCGGCCUGUGCGCUACCGUGAGGAGCGAGCGGCGGAGACGACCUCCGGCCCGGCCCCGCACCAGCCGCCCUGCAAGCGCGACAUGAGCCUGGUCUGGCAUCCGCGGGAUGCUCCUUGAGCCCCUUCUUCGGCUGUUACCUCCGGGGGACGGUUGUGGCCACACCGACACAUUUUCCAAAUAAAUCACUGUUUAUUCUUGCGGCGGCGGGGCCGAACACGCUAAUUUAUUUUUAAUUUUUUCAACAAGCCUUUACCCAGCACUCCUCCAGUGAAACAGCUUGGUAACCGUUCCAAGGGAGCAUCCGCUCCGUUAGGGAAUCUCGGACUGAGCUGCUCGUGGAAGCCGGCAUUUGCAACGUCCCUCCUCAAAUGCUCUGAAGAUUUUUGCGUCUUCCCGUAACUACCAGUGUGCACAGAAUCCCACUCCAGGAACGUCUUGGUCCAGCGAUGCAAAGCACUGACGUUUCAAGCUGGAAGAGCCUGUAUUGUCCUCAUAAUAGUAUAGAAGAAUUCAAGUUAGGAGAGAGAGGCAGCAGCGAAUGAAGACUAUAAAAGAAAAGAAGAAGGAACGUCAAAGAUUGAGAAAAUCUGCCAAGACAAGGAGGGUGACCCAAAGGAAGCCAUCUUCAGGGCCUGUUUGCCGACUAUGCCUUCGAGAACCUGGGGAUCCUGAAAAACUGGGGGAAUUUCUUCAGAAAGACAAUCUCAGCGUGCAUUAUUUUUGUCUUAUCCUAUCUAGCAAGCUGCCUCAGAGGGGCCAGUCCAACAGAGGUUUCCAUGGAUUCCUGCCUGAAGACAUCAAAAAGGAGGCAGCCCGGGCUUCUAGGAAGAUCUGCUUUGUGUGCAAGAAAAAGGGAGCUGCCAUCAACUGCCAGAAGGAUCAAUGCGUCAGAAACUUCCACCUUCCUUGUGGCCAAGAAAGGGGUUGCCUUUCACAAUUUUUUGGAGAGUACAAAUCAUUUUGUGGAAAACACCGCCCAACACAGGACAUCCAACGGGGGAAGGCAGGGGAGGAAAGCUGUGUCUUGUGUUGUGAAGACUUAUCCCAAGCAAGUGUUGAAAACAUCCAGAGUCCUUGUUGCAGUCAAACUAUCUACCAUCGCAAGUGCAUACAGAAAUAUGCCCACACAUCAGCAAAACAUUUCUUCAAAUGUCCACAGUGUAACAAUCGAGAAGAGUUUCCUCAAGAAAUGCUAAGAAUGGGAAUUCAUAUUCCAGACAGAGAUGCUGCCUGGGAGCUCGAGCCGGGGGCUUUCUCGGAGUUGUAUCAGCGCUAUCAACACUGUGAUGCCCCCAUCUGUCUGUAUGAAAAAGGCAGAGACAGCUUUGAGGAAGAAGGGAGGUGGCGUCUCAUUCUGUGUGCUACGUGUGGAUCCCACGGAACCCACCGGGACUGCUCCUCCCUGAGAGCCAACAGUAAGAAGUGGGAGUGUGAGGAGUGUGCACCUUCUGCUGAAGCCACAGACUAUACACCUGAAAACCCAGGUGACAUCCCUUGUUGCAGCGGCACCUUCCACCCCAGGAGGCAUUUCUACAGAGACACCAGCCGGGAAGAGAAUCCAGGCCCUUCUUGGACUGAUUGGCCAGGACCUUCCCUAUUAGAAAAGCCAGAGUCCUCUAGUGGCAGGAGGGGCCACCCCUGCCGGUCUAAGGGUGUCAAAAUCACUAAGAGCUGCAAAAAAUCCAAGUAACAGCUUCUGAGUAGUCGCUGCCAAGCACAUUUGGGUAUGAAGCUGUGCUCCUCCACCGGGUUUGAGGCAGAGAGCCCUUUGGGACUGUGAGACAAGGAAAGAGGCCCAGCAGUGAGAGCAUGAACCAAGGAAAGAGAAAUCCCAGGGGAGCGUGAGGACAGAGCAGGGUCCAGAUGCCAACCUCGGAACAUGUUAGCAGUUAGGAGAGCGCCUCUGCUCUUUCUGCCCUAUUCCCAGAGAGCCUUCUUCUCUUCUCCCGCCCUAAUCUGCUCCUCAUAUGCCUCUUCUUACUUCUCCCACGUUUGUUAUUAUGCAAAUAAAGGUUUUUCUCUCCA